AUGACUCUACUGCUGACCCACUCCCAGACUGAAGGUGGUGGUUCAGUCCUGGCAGCCCACCUGUUGCUGGAACAGCAGGUGGGAGCCGUGGUGGGGAGUGCCAGAUGUGACCGCUCUGGAGCCAGAUGGGCUGGCUGUAGUUGCACCCUCGUUGCCUCGGAUGUGGACUUCUGCCAGACGCACACGGGUGCCUUGGAAGACGAGUCUGAGCCCCACUUGGUGCCAAACACGGCAGCCCAGUGGCAAACCGCUGCUUCAGUCACCACUGGUUCUCUGUUUCUGGAAGGGGAUGAAGACGAGGACACCUGCACCAUCGCACAGGCUGAUAUCGCUGCCGCAGUGGACCUUGCAGCCAGUGCCAAGCGCUUUGAGUUGCAGCUGGACCGUUUUGGCCCCUACCGGCUGAGUUACACACGGAAUGGCAGGCAUCUCCUCCUUGGGGGGCGCCGGGGCCAUGUGGCAGCUCUGGACUGGCACACAAAGUCCCUGAUGUGCGAGAUCAACGUUAUGGAGACUGUCACGGAUCUCACGUGGCUGCACACCGAGACCAUGUUUGCCGUGGCCCAGCGCAAGUGGCUGUACAUUUAUGACAACCAGGGGGUGGAACUGAACUGCCUGAAACGCUUCCAUGCCGUCCAAAGGAUGGAGUUCCUCCCAUACCACUUCCUGCUGGCCACAGCGAGCGAGACAGGGUUCCUGCAGUAUCUAGACAUCUCAGUGGGGAAGGAGGUGGGCACCAUCUGCACCAAGGCAGGCCGGCUGGCGGCGAUGGCCCAGAACCCCUCGAAUGCCGUCAUCCACCUGGGACACAGCAGCGGAACAGUGACACUCUGGAGCCCCAGUGCCAAGGCACCGCUGGUCAGGAUGCUAUGCCACCGGGGGGCCGUGAGGGCCGUGGCGGUUGACACCUCUGGGAGCUACAUGGCCACUUCAGGACUGGAUCACAAGCUGCAUGUUUACGACCUCCGGGCGUAUCGGCGCCUCCACUCCCUGCUGCUGCCCUGUGGGGCUGGGCUGCUGGAUUUCAGCCAGCGGGGACUCCUGGGGGCCGCCUGCCAGGAGGUGGUCCAGGUGUACAAGGAUGUCUCGGUCUGCCCGUCCCAGAAGCCCUACGUGUGCCACGCGCUGCCCAGCCCCUCCCACAGCCUGCGCUUCUGCCCCUUUGAGGACGUGCUGGGCGUGGGACACGGGCAGGGCUUUGCCAGCCUCCUCGUCCCAGGUGCUGGGGAGCCAAACUUCGACGCCUUGGAGAACAACCCCUUCCGGAGCCGGAAGCAGAGGCAGGAGUGGGAGGUCAAAGCUUUCCUGGAGAAGAUCCCAUCGGAGCUGAUUUCCCUGGACCCCAGACAGCUGGGCCAGGUGGACACUGUUUCCCUGGAACAGCAGCACAAGGAGCGUGCAGAGAGGCUGGGCUACGACCCCGAGGCCAAGGAGCCCUUCUCCCCUCGGCGGAGGCUGAAAGGCCGGGACUCGGCCAGCAGGCGGCUGAAGCGAAGGAAGGAGGUGGCAGCUGAGGAGCAGCGGGCCCUGAUUCGGAAGAGCUUGGCUGCCAAGGCAGAGGCCCAGCCAGCCCCCUCCAAGGCUGGAGCCCCUGCAGCCUGCAGGUCAGCGCUGGAUCGCUUCCAGAAAUAGCGGGUGAAGAAGGCCGGCAGGGCUCCCAGGCGUCCCCACAGCGCGCAGGAGGAUUGGGAGCUUUUCUGCCAGCCGAGCUGCCUGUACGGCCCAGCCCUGGCCUUGCGCUGGGGCACCUUCUGGUCCCAUGGACCUUCCCUGAAAUUCUCAUGGUUUCUUUGGACUUGGAGUGCUGAGUAAAUACACCGUGGUGAUCUGUGGACGCCUUGUG
Python bivittatus (Burmese python) is the source of this 1843-nucleotide messenger RNA. Lineage: Eukaryota; Metazoa; Chordata; Lepidosauria; Squamata; Pythonidae. The record is from RefSeq and is a predicted model, not a curated record.